AUGCACCGACUUCUUCGUGUUGGUCAUACAGCAACACAGGCAACAGACAGCCAUUUUGCCCGAGCCUCACCUAUCAGACACCAUGAAGUUUCGAGCCUCAUCCCUUGGAUUGAAGUUCCCCAGCCGGAUUCAGCUUUUCAACCAUCUCAUUUGAGAGCCGUCCACGAUGUUUUGGAAACGAGAGGGGUACUGCAAUUGCAGUUAGGAUUUCAGGAUGAAAAAAGUACUUACCUCCAGAGCCUAAUUCACAACCUCAACAAAAACCAUAAUCAUGGUCUUCCGAUCACCCAUAGUGCCGAGCGGGGAUGGUUUUGGGAUGUUCGGCCCUCUGUAGGCAGUCUCCAAAAUCAUGGACAUCAAGCCCGUUCAGAGACGAUGUCUUGCUUUGACUGGCAUACGGAUUGCAGUUAUGAAAGUCAUCCACCUCGAUAUUUUGCGCUUCAAGUCCUUCAACCAGAUCGCUACGGGGGUGGAACGUUAUCGCUAUUGGGCGUUGAUCGGCUCCUCGCCUUACUUUCACCUCGCACACAGACGUGGCUCUCUAGCCCCAAUUACAUGAUUGCCGUUCCUCCUGAAUUCAAUAAGAAAACCGGUGAACAGUGCAUCGUGGGAAACUUACUGAUGAGAUCAGGAGGUGGUGGGAGUCAAAUACGAUUUCGGGAAGAUAUCACAACACCGUUGACUUUAGAGGCUGCUGCGGCAUUGGAGGAACUGAAAAAGACACUUUUGGAUAAACGAGUCCAAGAAUGGACUCUUCAUUUGACCCCCCAAAGUCUCCCCAGGGGAUCGAUCAUUAUGAUGGAUAAUCGGCGCUGGCUACAUUCACGAAAUGAGGUUAAAGACCCCAAUCGUCAUCUCCGGCGAGUUCGAUGGGAUGCAAGUCCGUUUGGAUCCUUGAAACCAUAA
This is a messenger RNA of Botrytis fragariae, 906 nucleotides long. RefSeq names its product putative taurine catabolism dioxygenase protein. Bases 1 to 906 code for a protein of 301 amino acids. The transcript has 2 exons. Gene Ontology annotation, molecular function: oxidoreductase activity. The record is from RefSeq and is a predicted model, not a curated record. Lineage: Eukaryota; Fungi; Ascomycota; Leotiomycetes; Helotiales; Sclerotiniaceae.